This is a messenger RNA of Rhodamnia argentea, 1195 nucleotides long. RefSeq names its product NADPH-dependent aldehyde reductase 1, chloroplastic-like. Bases 302 to 1195 code for a protein of 297 amino acids. Gene Ontology annotation, molecular function: oxidoreductase activity. The record is from RefSeq and is a predicted model, not a curated record. Lineage: Eukaryota; Viridiplantae; Streptophyta; Magnoliopsida; Myrtales; Myrtaceae. The transcript is spliced from 6 exons.
AACAACCGAAACAAUACCAUAUGAAAUCGCAAGGAUUUCAGAACCACUUUUUCGCUUUAGGGAAGAGGAUCUUCAAUGUGAUAACAAGAAUAAUGACCCAACAAGAAGACAAGUUCACCACAAAGAGACAAAAGAAAGCCCAAUAACCCUUAGGAAUAACUCAACUAAACAAGUCUCACCCUUGACCAACUCAAAGGCAGAAAUAAUUUUGAAAAAUGUCACAUUGACAUUGAAGAGAACAAUCUGUAGAUGUUUUAGGAUCUUAUGUGAGAGAGAGAGAGAGAGAGAGAGAGAGAGAGAGAUGGCGUCGGGAGGAGGAGGAGGAGAGCAGUUUCCGCCGCAGAGGCAGGAGAGGCAGCCGGGGAAAGAGCACGUGAUGGAACCCCCUCCCCAGUUCGCCAGCCCCGAUUACAAGCCCGCCGGCAAGCUCAAGGGGAAAGUCGCCCUCGUCACCGGAGGGGACUCCGGUAUAGGGAGAGCGGUCUGCCAUUGCUACGCGCAAGAGGGGGCAACGGUGGCAUUCACCUUCGUGAAGGGUCGAGAGGACAAGGAUGCGAACGACACGCUCCGGAUGCUGAUACAAGCGAAGGCGUCUAACACGAUGGAUCCGAUAGCCAUAGGCGUGCCUGAUGUAGGGUACGACGACACUUGCAAGGAAGUGGUUCAUGAAGUGGUCAAUAAGUUUGGUCGGAUUGAUAUACUUGUGAACAACGCUGCUGAGCAGUAUGAGUCCAGCAACAUUGAAGAGAUUGAUGAGGCGAGGCUUGAGAGAGUCUUCAGGACUAAUAUAUUUGCCCCCCUCUUCAUGACCAGGCAUGCUCUGAAGCACAUGAAGGAAGGUAGCGCCAUCAUCAACACGACGUCGAUAGUCGCUUACAAAGGAAGUCCCAAGCUGCUCGACUACACGGCAACCAAAGGAGCGAUCGUAGCCUUCACCAGAGGACUUGCGCUUCACCUAGUGAGCAAGGGCAUACGAGUCAACGGCGUCGCGCCGGGGCCCAUCUGGACCCCACUGAUCCCGGCCUCCUUCGGCGAGGAAGAGGUCAAGAAGUUCGGGUCGGAGGUGCCAAUGAAACGGGCCGGGCAGCCCAUCGAGGUCGCGCCGUGCUACGUGUUUCUCGCGUGCAACCACUGCUCCUCCUACAUGACUGGCCAGGUCCUUCAUCCCAAUGGUGGUGCAAUAGUGAACGGUUAA